UCCAACUUGGAGCUUGCUGGGUCAGUCAAUGUCAUAGACAAUGGACUCGUGGUUGAAAACUCGGAGCUUCCCCUUUAAAUCUCUUCCCAUAUCCCUAGCUUUAAUUCGGGUCUUUGCAUCAAUGCACUUCACCAAUCACAAACUUUGUGAUUUGGUGAUAUCCCAAGAAGCUGUGGAGUUUUAGGGUCUUGUUUUAUCAUUUAGUUUGAUCACCAAUACUGAGGAUCAAGAAUGGCUGACCUCGUUUCAGGUGGAGCUAUAGGAGUACCAUUUACUAUACUGUAUGAAGUGAUUAAGGAAGUGGUGAUCAAAACUAAGAUGUUUAGACCUCUGCUUGAAGAACUUAAGAAGAAGAUAGAAGAUUUGAAACCACUGAUCGAUGAGAUGGACAAGUACAAUAAGGUGUUGGAUCGUCCAGAGGACGAGCUUCGACAAUUUAAAGUGCAGAUGGAGAAGGGCCCUGAGCUUAUUCACAAGUGCGCCAAUCUUAGCUUUUUGAAAAGCUACAAAAAGUAUAAAUACAGCAACCAACUUCUUGAGUUGCAGAACUCUCUUCAGAAUCUGCUAGCUAUACUGCAAUGGCAACAAGCCAGGGAUGUGAAGGAGACAUUGGUUGGAGUGAAGAAUAUAGAGAAUGUGGUGCUGCGAAUGGAUGGUGAGGGUCCUGCUGGAUUGAAAGAAGGGAUGAAUAAUAUGAAAGAGGCAUUAGAAGAAGUAAAGGUUAAAGUAGGGACAAUUUUCCAGCAGAUUGGUCAGAAAGGUGACGUACAAAAUCAAAUAGACAGUGAAGUACCGGUACCUCCUCGGGUUAUAGUUGGAUUGUAUGUGCCUUUGAGGGACUUAAAAAUGAAGCUUCUUUGGGAUCCUGAAGUGUCAAUGCUCGUGCUGACUGCUCCUGGAGGAUGUGGGAAAACCACUUUGGCUACAAAGUUCUGUCAAGAUGAGGAUGUCAAAGGUACAUUCAAGAAGAAUAUCUUUUUUUUCACUGUCUCAAAGGAUUCAAACUUCAGCCUUAUUGUACAAGGACUGCGUCAGCGCAAGAGUACUGAUGUACCGUCUUUCCAAGAUGAAGCAACUGCCAUCAAAUGGCUGCAUAAGUUUCUGAAGGAAGAAGGAGAGGCACCUGUAUUGUUGGUUUUGGAUGAUGUUUGGGCCGAAACAAAAUAUCUUUUGGAAAAAUUUGAUGAAGUCAAAAUGCCAAAUUUCAAGAUUUUGGUGACAUCCAGAUCACAGUUUCGAGGAUAUGGUUCUCUGUAUCAUCUGCAAUCACUAAAUGAUACAGAUGCAAUGACUCUUUUGCGUCAUUCAGCAUCAGUAGAUGAUGGGAGCUUUCGUCAAUGGAACAAACUUGCUGGAAAGAUAGUAGAACACUGCAAGGGAUACCCACUUGCUAUUGAUGUGGUCGGAAAAUCACUCCGCGGAAAAUCUUACGAGUCAUGGUGUAAAAGAGAAAUGGAGUUGUCCAAAAGUGGUUCUAUUGUUGAUGCUGAAACUGACGUGCUUCUACGUCUUAAAAGUAGCUUAGAUGCUUUGAAUGAAAAAGAAGCUAUCAUCAAGGAAUCUUUUGUAGACCUAGCUUCAUUUCCAGAAGGCCGAAGAAUCCCUCUAGUUGCUCUCAUUGACAUAUGGGCAGAGUUACAUGAAGAGCUAGAUAAAGAUGUCCUGGCCGUAGCAAACCUGCAAGAACUUGCUGGUCGAAGUCUGGCUGAUCUUGUUGUCACAAGGAAGGAGAUAAUGGAGGUUGAUGACUACUACAGUGAACACUUUGUAACCCAGCAUAAUUUGCUUAGACAGCUGGCUGUUUAUGAAGCCAAACUAGACGCAAGUAAAAAGCGACUGAUCAUAGGCAACUCAGGAGACGAUCUGCCCAAGUGCUUGACUGAACGGAAGCAUCAACUUAUUAAGCCUCGUCUUUUGUCAAUCACCUCAGAUAAAACGUUCUCAACAAAGUUACACAACAUUGAUCUAGCAGAUGUUGAGGUUAUGGUUUUGAAUUUCAACGCAAAACAUUAUGCUUUGCCUGAUUUUGUGGAGAAAAUGGUUAAUCUGAAGGUUCUGAUAAUCACAAAUCAUGGUUUCUCCCCUGCUGAAUUAAGUAACUUUCACCUAGUGGAUUCUUUACCAAAUCUUAAGAGAAUCAGGCUAGAGCGUGUUUCAAUUCCUUCCGUAACCAAGAAUUCCAUACAGUUGAAGAGUCUGAAGAAGAUUUCAUUAUUCAUGUGUAGCAUUGGUCAAGCUUUCAGCAAUUGUUCCUUCGACAUUUCAGAUGCAUUGCCAAAUUUGGAGGAACUAAAUAUUGAUUAUUGCAAUGACUUGUUGGGAUUGCCUGAUACGAUUUGCAAUCUGGUUCAUCUAAGGAAGCUCAGUAUCUCAAAUUGUCACAAGCUAUCUGCCUUGCCGAAAGAGAUUGGAAAGCUGGAUAUGCUAGAAGUUUUGAGGCUAAGGUCUUGUACAGAUUUGGUAAAACUUCCGUGCUCUAUUAUGGACCUGGGGAGUUUGAAUUUUCUUGAUAUAUCUGACUGCUUCAGCAUUAUCGCGUUGCCUGUAGACAUUGGUGGACUCAGCGGUUUAAGAAAGAUCAACAUGAGACAGUGUUCCAGAUUGACAGAGCUACCACUAUCGGUUUUUGAUUUUGAGAAUAUAGAGGAGGUGAUAUGUGAUGAAGAAACUAAAGAGUUGUGGGAGCCCUUCUUGCCUAGACUCCCGAGCGUCGAAGUAAGGGUGAUCAAAGAACAAUUCAACCUAAAUUGGCUCCAAAAGUCUCAAUUUUGAAAGUUUUCUUCUAUUUAGUGAACAGUGCAAGUCAUUUGUGCUUCAUUUUUGUUUCAUUUUUGGAAUAAAUGUUUUGUAAGAAUCCAACUGAGAUAAAGUUCUGAAAUUCUUUCAGAAUAAGAGUGAAAGUGUAUACUGUACAGCAAUUGGACUAUAUAAUAAACGGGUUUUGUGACA
Messenger RNA from Argentina anserina (silverweed cinquefoil), 2949 nucleotides. Its product is annotated as probable disease resistance protein At5g66900. Gene Ontology annotation, molecular function: ADP binding. NCBI's taxonomy places the organism in Eukaryota, Viridiplantae, Streptophyta, Magnoliopsida, Rosales, Rosaceae. Gene Ontology annotation, biological process: defense response to fungus. The record is from RefSeq and is a predicted model, not a curated record. The transcript is spliced from 7 exons. The coding region runs from base 232 to 2772 and encodes 846 amino acids.